AUGCUUGAAUCGAUGAAUCAAAUCAGAUGUGGUCACUGUAUCGUGAAGGUGAACAUCGCCAAGUACGGAAAGAAGCCAACCCACAUGAGGCAUGUGCAAACGUCCCGAAAAGACAAACAAGUGGAGGAAAUAAGACAUGCCCAUACUGGUGGGUGGAAAAAAAUUAUCGCAGGAAGAUCCUUUGCUGAAGCAGUCUCUGGCAAAAAUAACACUCCAUCACCUUCACCGAAUCCAGUGGUGCAUCUACAUCGGGUCGCCGCAAUGGAAUAUUCUGCACUUCUCUUGGGCGAAGUCAAGUGUUUCCAACACCUCAGCAACCUUCCCAAGUUACUCAAUGCAGACGGGGAAAUCCCGUGUCGCGUAUAUUAUGCCGGUGGUUUGAAAGUUGUACUGAAAUUCUUCUUCCAUGAAUACGCAAUGGGAUAUCUAAAGAACGAUCAUAUCUGGAACAGGUGA
Lactuca virosa is the source of this 456-nucleotide messenger RNA. The record is from the annotation of a GenBank genome assembly. Lineage: Eukaryota; Viridiplantae; Streptophyta; Magnoliopsida; Asterales; Asteraceae.